Molecule: messenger RNA, 1578 nt
Organism: Nicotiana tabacum (common tobacco)
Lineage: Eukaryota; Viridiplantae; Streptophyta; Magnoliopsida; Solanales; Solanaceae
Product: branched-chain-amino-acid aminotransferase 2, chloroplastic
Biological process (GO): branched-chain amino acid metabolic process
Molecular function (GO): branched-chain-amino-acid:2-oxoglutarate transaminase activity
Source: RefSeq, a predicted model, not a curated record
CCUUGAUACAUAUCCUGUUAACUCCUACAUUACGUGUUCAAUCAUCUCUCCUUCCUUCCCUGUUCAUCAAUCUUCAAAAUUUCUAUAAAUCAUUUCCUACCUCUCUCAGGAUCCCAACUUUUCAAAAUCGCAUUGCAAUUCAAACCUCGAUUUUCCCUUCUAUCAGAUUCUCACCGUCACUUUAUAAUUUCCUCUUUACGAUAUUUUGAAAUUACGCGGGAAGAGAUUUAUCUUGGUGUUUUCUGCAAAUAUGAUUCAAAGGGCUGCAUGCUUUCGCAGAUUGUUUAAAUCUUCAGCUUUGCCUUCAAAGGUACAUUGCAUUUCAUAUGGUCGGAAAAUUAUUCAUACUUGUAUUCGUAUUGGAAAUUUGGAGCCAAGAUAGGCCUUUUCUAAUAUUGGGACUUGGUCACUUCUCACAUUAUCAGUGAUGAUGAGAUUGCUGAUGUCCAUUGGGACAAUCUUGGAUUCGGCUUAAUGCCAACUGAUUAUAUGUAUGUGACAAAAAGCACUGAAGAUGGGCAUUUCGAACGAGGCCAACUUAAUCGCUAUGAGAAUAUCCAAUUGAGCCCCUCUGCUGGUGUCUUAAAUUAUGGACAAGGGCUGUUUGAAGGAACAAAAGCCUAUAAAAGAGAUAAUGGACGCCUGUUUCUAUUCCGUCCUCAUCUGAAUGCAAUCAGAAUACAGAUUGGAGCUGAAAGAAUGUGUAUGCCCUGUCCUUCCACGGAUCAAUUUGUGGACGCUGUGAAACAAAUUGCUCUAGCUAACAAGCGAUGGGUUCCUCCUCCUGGAAAAGGAUCUCUAUAUAUUAGGCCUCUGCUUUUUGGAAGUGGACCUGUACUCGGAUUGGCUCCAGCACCUGAGUACACUUUCCUUGUUUAUGCUUCCCCUGUGGGAAACUAUUUCAAGGAAGGAACAGCACCAUUGAAGUUGAUUGUCGAGGAAGAUUUUCAUCGUGCCUCACGUGGUGGAGCUGGUGGAGUCAAAAGCAUUACUAACUAUGCCCCUGUUUUACAAGCCAUAAGGAAUGCAAGGGGGAGAGGAUUUUCUGAUGUAUUGUACCUUGAUUCUGUAAAUAAGAGAUACAUUGAAGAGGUCUCUUCCUGUAACAUUUUCCUUGUGAAGGGAAAAGUGAUUUCAACCCCAGUAGCAUUUGGAACCAUUCUUGAAGGAGUGACAAGAAAAAGCAUCAUGGACAUUGCAACUGAUCUUGGAUACCAGGUUGAAGAACGUUUAAUCGAAGCUGAUGAAUUGAUUAGUGCCGAUGAAGUCUUCUGCACAGGCACUGCAGUUGGUGUUGCUCCCGUAGGUAGUAUUACUUAUAAAGGCAAAAGGAUUGAGUAUAAAAUAAGCUCGGAGUUAACAUGUAAGCAACUUUAUUCGAGACUCGUAGGGAUACAAAUAGGCCUAAUCGAGGACAAGAGGGAUUGGAUUGUUGAAAUCGAAUGAUUACUUUUUUUUUUCUCUUUAUUUCUUUUUAUCUCUUCGCAAAGAAUAUAGAUAUGUAAAAUAAUAAUUGGCAAUGUACAAAUCAUUUGUGAACUAUAAUACUGGAAGUUAUCAUAGUACUAAGUAAAAUUA